AAGUGGAGCGCAGCGGGUCCGAGGCACAGAUCUCUCGCGCCGAGGCUCCUCCGGCUGGUCCUUCCUGCCUGCGGCGGUCGCUGCUGCAGCAGCGUCAACUCCCACCAAGACCUGGAUCUUUUUGCUCAGCCUACAAGAACUGAAACUCUUACAGCACCCUCCUCCCCCAUUAGGAGUCUUUUCCCUCUGGUUUCCCCUCCCCCGCCCCAGCCCCUCCUUCCCUCGUUGGAGAAUUUCAUGCUUCUGUUAGCACCUUUUCAUAAUCCAGGGGACGUGACAGUCCAGAGCUCCAACUGCCUCAGCUGAAUUCUACUUUUGAUUUUAUUUCUCCCUCGCUUCCUCUUGUUUUCCUCUAAUCUGAUUCAUCUGCGAAUCUGACGCUUCUGCCAGAGGGAGCGAGGAAUAAAUAGAUGCUGCUGCCCCAGAAGGCUUAGACGUCGGGAAAGAACAGCCAGAGAGGCAGGGGCGGCGGCGGCCGGAGGCCGGCGGAGCUCGUGGGACCCCAUUGGGGGAAUUUGAUCCAAGGAAAGAAACUGAGAUCGUCGGGGGAGGAGAAGCUCCCAGAUCAUUGUGUCCACUUCCAGGGGGGAAGAGGGGACCGCGAAGCGGGCCUGUCGGCGUCCUCGGCACUGCUGAACCCUGCCCCGUCCUGCCGGGAUCAUGGUCUGCGGCGGUCCAGGAGGGAUGCUGCUGCUGCGGGCCGGGCUGCUCGCCCUGGCUGCGCUCUGUCUGCUCUGGGUGCCCGGAGCACGAGCUGCAGCCUGCGAGCCCGUGCGCAUCCCCCUGUGCAAGUCCCUGCCCUGGAACAUGACCAAGAUGCCCAACCACCUGCACCACAGCACCCAGGCUAACGCCAUCCUGGCCAUUGAGCAGUUCGAAGGUCUGCUGGGCACCCAGUGCAGCCCGGAUCUGCUCUUCUUCCUCUGUGCCAUGUAUGCGCCCAUCUGCACCAUUGACUUCCAGCACGAGCCCAUCAAGCCCUGCAAGUCUGUGUGCGAGAGGGCCCGGCAGGGCUGCGAGCCCAUCCUCAUCAAGUACCGCCACUCGUGGCCCGAGAGUCUGGCCUGCGAGGAGCUGCCUGUUUAUGACCGUGGCGUGUGCAUCUCUCCCGAGGCCAUCGUUACCGCGGACGGAGCGGAUUUUCCUAUGGAUUCUAGUAAUGGAAACUGUAGAGGAGCCAGUGAACGCUGCAAGUGUAAGCCUAUUAGAGCUACACAGAAGACCUAUUUCCGAAACAAUUACAACUAUGUCAUUCGGGCUAAAGUUAAGGAAGUAAAGACCAAGUGCCAUGAUGUGACUGUAGUAGUUGAGGUGAAGGAGAUUCUAAAAGCUUCUCUGGUAAACAUUCCAAGAGAAAACGUUAACCUUUACACCAGCUCUGGCUGCCUGUGUCCUCCACUUAAUGUUAAUGAGGAGUAUAUCAUCAUGGGCUAUGAAGAUGAGGAACGCUCCAGAUUACUGUUGGUGGAAGGUUCUAUUGCUGAGAAAUGGAAGGAUCGACUUGGUAAAAAAGUUAAGCGCUGGGAUAUGAAGCUCCGCCAUCUUGGACUCAAUAAAAGCGAUUCAAGCCAUAGUGAUUCCACUCAGAGUCAGAAGCCUGGCAAGAGCUCCAACCCCCGUCAAGCACGCAACUAAAUCUUGAAGUGCAGAAAGAACACCAGUGGACUUCCUAUUAAGACUUGCAUUGCUGGACUAGCAAAGGAAAAUUGCACUAUUGCACGUCAUAUUCUAUUUUUUACCACAAAAAUCAUGUGGUAACUGAUAUUACUUCUAUUUUCUCUUUCAUUUUCUGUUUUUCUCUUCCCUCUUUCUUUUUUCUUUAUUGUGUUCUGAGUGCAGCUCCUUAAAUAUAUGUAUUCUGUUUCACUAAUCCUGGGAAAACUAUUCUCUGCAAUAAUAAUAAAUUAAACAUGUUGAUACCAGGGCCUUUUUGCUGGAGUAAAUGUUAAUAUGCUGUUCUGCACCCAGAUUGGGAAUGCAAUAUUGGAUGCAAAGAGAGAUUUCUGGUAUACACAGAGAGCUAGAUAUGCUGUGAAACCUAGUCUGCUCAUCUAAUUACAGCCUCAUUUUCACAUGCCUUUUGGGCAUUCUCCUCACGCUUAAAAGUUCUGAAUGUUUAUAAAGGUAAAAUGGCAGUUUGAAAUCAAAUGCCACACAGGCAAAGCAAUCAAGCACCAGGAACCAUUUAUGAGGAAACGACACACAAGAUAAAAUAUUUGCAAGAUUGGCAGGAAGCAAAAUAAAUAGUGCUAGGAGCUGGGGAAAGAACAUUUUGCCUGAUUGAGAAGCACAACUGAAACCAGUAGCCGUUGGGGUGUUAACGGUAGCAUUUUUCUUUUGACAAUACAUUUGGUUUGUUUGUGAAUAUAUUAAUCAGCAUUAGGGAAGUGAAUUGUAACUAGACAUCUGUUGUUAUCAGCGUACCUCUGUUAAGUUUGCUUCCCUUUAAAUAAGCCCAUUGGUGUAAGUUUUUUUUUUUUUUUUUUUUUUUUUUUUUUUUUUUUUUUUUUUUUUUUGCAUCUUUUAAAAUAAAUCUUGAUGUGUUGACCAGGAAAAGAAAGUAUGUAUGCAUGUGCACCAGGGUAUUAUUUUUGAAAGGUACAUAGCUCUAUAAAAUGCUGUAGUUUGCAGCAUGGUAAAAUGUGCAAGGUUGUGCCUGUGUGUGUGUGUGUGUGAGCGUGUGUAUGUGUUUGUGCACUCACACCCAAGCUGGACUGAAUUACAGGCCUGUACUUGAUCAUUUGGAUUUGUGCUGUUUAAUGCUCAGUAAAAUAUGCCUAAUAAAAGGAAUUACGGUU
Panthera uncia (snow leopard) is the source of this 2798-nucleotide messenger RNA. RefSeq names its product frizzled related protein (gene FRZB). Lineage: Eukaryota; Metazoa; Chordata; Mammalia; Carnivora; Felidae. The record is from RefSeq and is a predicted model, not a curated record. Gene Ontology annotation, molecular function: Wnt-protein binding. The coding region runs from base 661 to 1635 and encodes 324 amino acids. The transcript has 6 exons. Gene Ontology annotation, cellular component: cytoplasm. Gene Ontology annotation, biological process: non-canonical Wnt signaling pathway; canonical Wnt signaling pathway.